This is a messenger RNA of Ziziphus jujuba (common jujube), 694 nucleotides long. RefSeq names its product signaling peptide TAXIMIN 1. The record is from RefSeq and is a predicted model, not a curated record. The coding region runs from base 211 to 444 and encodes 77 amino acids. The transcript is spliced from 2 exons. Lineage: Eukaryota; Viridiplantae; Streptophyta; Magnoliopsida; Rosales; Rhamnaceae.
CCCCAAGUAAUGGAUUAUUUUCUUAUAAAAUAGAGAUUGUAUACAGAACAGAUAGAACUGAAAAAGGCAAAAAGGAAGAAAAAAGAGAGUCGAGAAACAAAGAUCAUCACCACCUAAAUUGGCUUCGAUUUCUCAAAUCUCUUUCCCUCACGUUCUGGUACUAAACCGAAGAAACAAAUUCUAUCCAAGCAAGCAGAAAGUGAGGGAAAAAUGUGCUCUGGAGACGGCGACUGCAGGCCUUUGGGCUUUCUACUGGGCCUCCCCUUUGCUCUUCUCUCCCUCCUUAUCUCCAUCGUCGGCGUUGUUAUCUGGAUCGUCGGAUUAUUGUUGACGUGCAUAUGUCCUUGUUGUUUGUGUCUGACGGUGAUCGUGGAGAUGGCUCUGGAACUGGUGAAGGCCCCAAUUCAUGUCAUGGAGUGGUUCACAUCUCAAAUCCCUUGUUAAUCUCAUUCUGAUGGUUAUUAAAAUUUAAAAAAAAGAAAAAAAAAGAAAAAGAGAACUUGUUUUUCUUUUCCAUUAGAUUCUUGUUGGGUUUUUAUAAUUCAUUGGCUUGCCUAUUUUCUUUUUGUUUAUAUGAAAUUUGCUUAAUCUGAUCAUUGUGGUGGUGACUUUGGUUUGGACUGGGGAAAAUUGGGUGGUGAUCGUCAACGUAACUGGUUUAUGCAAUUUUAACUUCUUCUUCUUCUUCUUAUUA